AUGUGGGUAUUCUUGCUGCUGUGGCCUCUGGCCCUGGGUUUCAGCCUGGGUGACACCCAGACCCCCAUCGGCUAUGAGGAGGUGGGGAGCACGGCAGAAGGCGAUGACAGCACACCGAGGCCCCACCCCCGCAGCUUCCCUGGCCAGCCCUGUACCAACGACAGCAACACUCUGGAGCUCCCUGCCAACUCUCGGGCCCUGCUGCUGGGCUGGGUGCCCACGAGGCUGGUGCCUGCACUCUACGGGCUGGCCCUGGCAGUGGGGCUGCCCGCCAACAGCCUGGCGCUGUGGGUGCUGGCCACGCAGGUGCCCCGACUGCCCUCCACCGUGAUGUUGAUGAACCUGGCAGCCGCUGACCUGCUGCUGGCACUGGCGCUGCCGCCACGGAUUGCCUACCACCUGCGGGGCCAGCGCUGGCCCUUUGGCGAGGCCGCCUGCCGCCUGGACACAGCCGCACUCUAUGGCCACCUAUACGGCUCCCUGUUGCUGCUGGCCGCUGUCAGCCUGGACCGCUACCUGGCCGUAGUGCACCCUCUGCGGGCCCGCACCCUGCGAGGCCAGCGCCUGGCCGGUGGGCUCUGCGUCACGGCCUGGCUGGCGGCAGCUGCCCUGGCGAUGCCCCUGGCGCUGCAGCAGCAGACCUUCCAGCUGGCACGCUCUGACCACGUGCUGUGCCACGACGUGCUGCCCACCGGCGCCCAGGCCUCCUACUGGCGGCCCGCCUUCAUCUGCCUGGCGGGGUUCGGCUGCUUCCUGCCGCUGCUGGCCAUCGUGCUGAGCUACGGGGCCACUCUACGCACGCUGGCGGCUGGGGGCCGGCGCUACGGCCACGCGCUGCGGCUGACCGCGCUGGUGCUGGCCUCUGCCGUGGCCCUCUUCGCGCCCAGCAACGUGUUGCUGCUGCUGCACUUCUCAAACCCCGGCCCUGACGCCUGGGGGGACCUGUACGCCGCCUACGUGCCCAGCCUGGCGCUCAGCACCCUCAACAGCUGUGUGGACCCCUUCAUCUAUUAUUUUGUGUCUGCCGAGUUCAGGAGCAAGGUGCAGGAGGGCUUGCUCCGCCGGGCACCUGGCAUCACCACGGCCUCCAGGGAGCGGGGCAGCCGGGAGAUGGGGACCCGGUCCUCCUCGGUCGUGUGA
Messenger RNA from Rangifer tarandus platyrhynchus (Svalbard reindeer), 1140 nucleotides. The record is from the annotation of a GenBank genome assembly. NCBI's taxonomy places the organism in Eukaryota, Metazoa, Chordata, Mammalia, Artiodactyla, Cervidae.